Molecule: messenger RNA, 1518 nt
Organism: Thelazia callipaeda (thelaziosis nematode)
Lineage: Eukaryota; Metazoa; Nematoda; Chromadorea; Rhabditida; Thelaziidae
Source: the annotation of a GenBank genome assembly
AUGGACAGUAAAGCAAAUGAAGCAAAUCUUCAGAUUGGAGAAAUAAGGAAAUGUAUCCAAUGUCUUUUCUGUAAAGAUUCUAAACCUCUGAAUGGCUUUUUGUCGCACAUCAGACAGGAACAUCUCAAUUAUAAGCGUUACAAGUGUACAAAAUGUACAUAUGAGUGUGACACUGAAGAAGAAAGCACACUGCACCUUCUUGAAACUAGUCAUAAUUUGAAAGUCCGUUUUUGUAAAUUUGAUGAUACAAGUUAUCAAGAAUAUUUGGCGCGAAAGAUUUUUCAAGAUUGUUGCCGUGAAGGAUGUUCUGAUAGAUCGAGUGCUGACAAACGAGAGGACAAAAAUAGCGAAGAAGAUUGUAUAUUUGAGCAUGGUGAAGCAAUGCAACCAACAACUGUUUGUCGAAAAUGUGGCAAGAAAGUUGUUAUCCAUUAUGUUGCUCGGAAAAAGCAUGCAUUGCAGUUUCAUUUUACCCAGAAUGAUGAUCCGGAACUUUUCAAAUUGCUUCCAGCCACUGUGAAAGCUUGUUUUCCAGAGUUUUCUCCUUCUAGUGAUUAUGAGUGCAGUGCAUGUGGAAAAAUUUUUGAAACAGACCGUGGUCGAAGAAAUCAUGUUCUAAAAGAACACUUUUAUUGGUCUGCGGCUUGUCCGCUCUUAGGUUGUACGACUAUAAUUAAUGCAAACAAUGUUUUGCUUGAACAUUUCAAGUUGGAUCAUCGUCUUGACAAACCGGCACUCUCGAAAAAUUUAAAGUUAAUGCUUCGCAAUAUGAAAAAAGAACGAGGCGAUGAAUUUUUUAGACAACUAAAUGAGUGCUUUCCUUGCCCAUUGCCAGGAAAAAAACCAAAUAGCACGCAGCACUCAGAACAGUAUAAGAGUCAGUUUCUAAAGCCGAGCCUAAGUGACGUUCUGUCUUCCCUUAUAUCUUCUCAUUCUAAUAAACAAAUAACGAGGAAAAAUCCCCAAUAUUCGUCAUCGGACUCGGAAUCAAGUUGUGCAGAAAUUGAAGACAUCGACAAGACAGUUAUAAAAACCAUUCAUGAUUGCCGAUUUUGUCUGUCCUUAAAGGAUUCACAAUGUGUUUUUAGUGAGCGGGGUACUGUGACACUGAUCGUGGGUUCAUUUGUAGAUGUAACAGAGCUUACAAACCAUCCGAAAGAUAUGGAAAAUUUCGAUAUUUCAUUUCAAACCUCUCAUAUCUAUGAUGGCAGUGAUAGCUUCUCAGAUGGUCAACAGCUUUCCUGCACUAUCUGUCAUCUGAAGGUAGCAAAAAAUGUAAUGGAAUCUCAUGCUUGGACACACCUUUCGAUCGACACUCAAGCAAACAAUAGACUGCCAUUUCAGUGCACUGGUUGUGACUUUACAGCAUAUCGCAUAUUUGAUAUCAUAUAUCAUGCAAAAAUAAAACACAUGUGGAUAAAUGAAAAUCUCUUCGUUCCAGGUGUGCCAUGGGAAGUACUGAAAGCGUUUUUGAGAAAAGUAGUUGAAUGUUUUCCACCAGUAAAACAUUAUAUGUAG